Molecule: messenger RNA, 1801 nt
Organism: Caenorhabditis elegans
Lineage: Eukaryota; Metazoa; Nematoda; Chromadorea; Rhabditida; Rhabditidae
Gene: F10A3.4
Product: CUB-like domain-containing protein
Exons: 9
Coding region: 3-1712 (569 amino acids)
Source: RefSeq, marked reviewed
AUAUGCUCAGAUUUUCUUUGCUUUUCCUCCUUGGAUUAUUUUCAGUCAAUGCGGUGAAUUUCACAUGCCCCGAUGCUGCAAUAACCGUCCAGACACCAACUGGAAAUUUGCCAACAGGAGCAACACAGUUAACUAUCGUUCCAGCAGGAGUUAACUGCUCAAUUCAGUUUUCAAUUCCGAAUGGGUACGCACUGCUUCUCCAGUUCCACGUGGAUUUUCAAGCUGACCCCGAUAAGGUAGAAAUUGUCGAUAGCCUGAACGUAGUUAGAUAUAUUGUACAUACUGGAACAGUUUUGGCAAAUGUACCUCUUUGGCUAGCAGCACCAUCAGCGCAAGUGGUUGUAACUGGAGUUUCAGGCAACAGCAGUUUCUUGCUCAAUUAUAGAUAUCAGUCAUUGUCUGGCUUCAAACAGGUCAUCAAGCCAACUGGCGAGCACUUCUCCUUGAACGAUCUUCCCACCAAUACAUAUUACACCAUCAAUGCUUCAUCGGACACUGAAAAGGUUGCUCUAAACUAUGGUCAAUUCAUUGGAGACGCUACCGACUACACCCUUCUCGACUUUUUUGUGUAUGAUGGAGACAACCUUAACACCGCAAAUAUGAUCGGAAGUCUGGCCGAUGUUGACUACUACAUGACAUUUUCUACAGGAAAAAACCUGAGUAUUGUGAACUUUUACGGCGAUGGAUCUUCAUCAUAUGCUCUUGGAAAUGAUGCAUCGACAAUCUCGUCGUUUAGCCUUUAUUUUUUAUACAUGACACGUGUUCAGACAGGGAUCACUGGAACUUUGGCUGGUACUACUACUAAUGGUGCAGCUUAUACUUUCAUCUGCGUGGAUUGCUCGACUUUUUAUUGGACACGGCUGCAGUUUGAUUCGAUGGUUAAUGGGAAUGUGACAAAUGUGGCAUUCCAGGGAAUGACGCCGACUCACAAGAAGGAGAAGCUUUUAAGAUAUGACCCCCAAACCGUCGGCGACAACUAUUUCCCCCAGAUAAUGCCAACCAACAUUUUGACUGUAAAUCUCUACCAAGCAAGAACUGCGUUCGGGUUCAACACUGCCAGUACAAGUGUGGCAUGGUCGCAGCCUUAUGAUAAGCGAAAGGGAUCAAUUUUCUCCUCUAAUUUGUGGAUGGACAAUUCGAGCGGUUUCAACUACAAUAUCAGAAACGAUUCUGCACUUUUCAAUAUUUCUCUCAAUAUGAAUAGUUUUCUGUUGAGUGCCUCGGAUCAGAUGAAUCUAUCAGUUGGCGUGCAGGAUCAGAAUGCUACGUACAGUUAUCAGUAUCCCCGAGACCAGAACAUUAACACCACUGUAUCUGUAAAUGGAACCUACCUACAAGUUGCUCUGAACUCCUCUGCAACUUCCGAUGUCCGGCUUUCAUUUGAAAUGACUUACCUGAAUGAUAUUAUUGGAUCAACAACGACACUACCAACUACAACAACAACACAAACUCCACUUCCAACCACCACAAUUCUGACAACUCGACCUGCACUGACCACCCAGUCCACAGUUUUCACAACGCAGGCAGUUACGACUCAGCAGCAAACAACUGUCGUGAAAACGCCUACAACGCAGACCCCACAAAAUCAAACUACUACCGGUUCUCCAUCCCAGGCACCUACAACACCAGUCAUUCAGACAACUACCAAGGGAACUGAAAAUUUGAAAUUAACAGCUGCAUUUGUGGUUCUGUUGAUUAGCUUUUACAUUUGAAUUGUAAGCAAUACCAGUUUUUUCUUUGAAUUUUUGCGUAGUUGUAAAAAUAUAUUCAAUAAAUUUUUUUACUGUCAAUUGAAAAAAAA